UGCAAUUCAGUAAAUAGUGUAGCUGUCAAAGACGCUAGUCAUAGUUGAGAGUCGGAUGAUAAAUCUAAUUGAUGAAAAAAAACAUGGUUUAUGCCAUCUCUUUAAAACCAAUUUAGUUACAUUGUAUCAAAUUGUAUAUUUGACAACGUGCGCUUUUUCCUUUUUGACAUUGCUUCAAUUCGUGUUAAAUAACCAGUUUCGCAAAUGUUUCGCCUUAUUUGUUUGAUAUGGAUAUCAGAGAAGCGCUAGAUUGUCACAGUCUGGAUUAGCUAUUGUUGAAAGACUAUCCGCUGUCAUCCAUUGGAUUUAUUUGUAUUAUUAUCAUUUUUUUUACAACUGAACUUCUUCACGUCUGAAUUAUCUGGAACGCACAUCAAGAGCUCCUGAGGGCCCAGCAUGGUGAACAGUCAGGUGGGCAGUGGUGUGGCGUCACCCCCCAGGUCGUGUGCUGGAUGCGGGGGAAAGAUCGCUGACCGCUUCCUGCUCUUCUCCAUGGAGCGCUACUGGCACACACGCUGCCUCAAUUGCUCCUGCUGCCACGCACACCUGGGCGACAUUGGCACCACCUGCUACAGUAAAGGAGGCAUGAUCCUGUGUAGGAGCGACUAUAUCAGGUUGUUCGGACACAGUGGGGCAUGCAGCACCUGUGGCCAGUCCAUCCCGGCUAAUGAGAUGGUGAUGAGGGCACAGGGUAAUGUGUAUCAUCUCAAGUGUUUCACAUGUGCCACCUGUAGAAACCGACUGGUGCCAGGCGACCGCUUCCACUAUGUCAACGGCACCAUCUUCUGUGAGCACGACCGGCCAGGGGGUGCACUGCUCAGCAGCCACCUGCCCCCCACUGCAGAGCAACCCUGUGUUGCCUGACCAGAAGGUGAGCUGAGUGCCUAGAGCGGUGCGCUGUGCCUUCAUCCCCUUCAUGCUUCCCUUCAUGCUUCCCUUCAUGCUUCCCUUGUCACCAGAGGACCGCCCAUCCCUGCACACCCUGCUCCCGAUACUGUUGUUGUGGACCCUCAUCACCAACCACCACCCUGUCUCUUUGACCAGGAGGUUCUUUUUGCUUGCAGUAUCUAUUUCAGAUGUGUUGUGUAUAUCCAUGCUUGAGAGAGUGUACAGAUACACAGUGGCGGUGAGUCGUGUGUGUGGUGCAGUGCUGGUCUGUCCAUCAAAGACAAUAUGGACCACAUCAACUAUUUCAGGACUGAGGCUACGUGUUGUAUGUGAAGGACACCCAACUGUGUGCAUAUCCAGAACUUUGGUGCUUUUGGACAAAUCUUGCAAUGAGUAAGGUAAUAGUCUGGACCCUGUCUAGGAUCUAUAGUAAGAUUAAAGUAGACAAAAAUAAGCUUUCUCGUGGACACAACUAAAACGCUAUCACUAACAGUGGCAUUGCUGUGGUUAUUAUUGUCAGGGAUAUCCCAUCACUUAGAUGAUGAGCUCACAAUCCCUCUCAAUGGCCUGUCAUCUGUUACUCAGUGAUGUUUAGACCAUCAUAUGAAUCUGGCUGAAGUGAAGGAAGAAGAUAAAUAUACAUUCUUUUUUUUAUAAUGUUAUUGUGUGUUUCCCAGUAGAGUUCUAUUUCCUUAAUAAAUGUUGCAUUCAAUUUAAUUUUGGAUGCCUGUUCAAUAUGUGACAUUAUCAAAUGGAGAAAAAAAAAUGCUAUUAAAACAUUUUACUGUAACGAGGUGAACUGAAGUAAUUGAAGUCUAUGUGCAGUUGGUUGGUUACAUGACAUGAGUCUCGUGGUAUUAUAUGGUAGGCUACCACCCGGUUGGUGUUACAUUUCCUCCCCGACUGUUCCUGCAUUGCUCCCUCCAGCCCUGUAUGGUGAAAACAUGCCUGAUUACCCUGAGGAAUGGAAUUAGAGGGCUAGAGCCCUGACCGUUUACAGAAGCAAUUAAACAUGAGUGGUGUAUCUGUGCUGCUGUGCUUGCUGCCUGCUGCAGCUCCUGGGAGGCUGAACUUUGGCCAUAUCCCGUGGCUGACUUUAAUAAAGACUCAUCUGGGAGCCAGCCUAAUUAAAGGGAGGGGCUCCUUUGCAUCCAGCCAGCAUGUAAAAAAAAAAUCAUGACAACAAUCUGAUACUUUUACUGUUUACCAUUUUGCAAUUAAAAGACACAAGCCAAA
Oncorhynchus mykiss (rainbow trout) is the source of this 2124-nucleotide messenger RNA. The record is from RefSeq and is a predicted model, not a curated record. NCBI's taxonomy places the organism in Eukaryota, Metazoa, Chordata, Actinopteri, Salmoniformes, Salmonidae.